Molecule: messenger RNA, 3024 nt
Organism: Oncorhynchus nerka (sockeye salmon)
Lineage: Eukaryota; Metazoa; Chordata; Actinopteri; Salmoniformes; Salmonidae
Product: transmembrane protein 250
Exons: 3
Coding region: 496-915 (139 amino acids)
Source: RefSeq, a predicted model, not a curated record
UUGUCAGAGCAACACCCUACCGCCGCUGUUGAGUUACAUUAGCAAGUAUAGCCAUUUAUAUCAAAGGAACGUGGUAUCCGAGGGAAUUGCUGCAACUACUCAGUUUGUUACUUUGGGUAUAUGUCUUUGUGCAACGAGUUAUAACAUGUUGACUUGCAUCAGUCGUUUCAGAGCGCACCACCACCAUUGUGGUGAAUAGGAAGACGUUUGAGAAAGUCAUGCAGCAUCAAAUCGAUUGCUGAGAAUUCAGUGUUCACGACAUCUUUCAAGAAAACUCAAUGUCCAUUUUCUAAACGAACGAGCCCUGUUGCCUUUUGGAUGCACGUAGCAACAUACACCAAACAGGCCUAAUCAGAGACCUACAUUCCAUGCCUGUGGUCCCGUGCUAAGCACUAAAAGCCAGCCAAUGAUGCUAACCUUCACCACCCCUGAAGCAGAGGACGAAGCCUGUUGCCGGGACUCCCCGCAGAAACCUAGACCUCAAUUCACCCACUCAUGCCUGUGAUCCCUAUCCCUCGGCGAGUGCGCAGCUUCCAUGGCCCCCACACCACCUGCAUGCACUCGGCCUGCGGGCCGGCGCGCACCACCCAGCUUGUGCGCACCAAGUACAACAACUUUGACCUGUACCUGCGCUCGCGCUGCAUGUACGGCUUCCUGCGCUUCCUGCUCUACUUUGGCUGCAGCCUUCUGACCUCCCUCCUCUGGGUGUCGCUGUCUGCUCUCUUCUGCCUGCAGUACGUGAGCGCGCGCCUUUUCCUGCGGCUGCAGUACAAGCUGUCCGUGAUCCUGCUGUUGCUAGGACACCGGCGCUUUGACUUUGGGGUGCUCAACAACCUGUUCAUCUACAGUAUGCAGGUCACAAUGUUCCUGGUGGGAGGCCUGGGCUGGUGCUUCUUGGUGUUUGUGGACAUGUAGCGAGCGUCUGGUUACAACAGACCAUGGAUCACUGUUUUAUGCCAAUGUCAGACAUCCACCUGAGUGAUGCACGGCAGCCAUUUUGUACCAAAACACUACACACAGCAGCAGUUGUGAUGAAGGCAUGAGGGUGACCAGGAAUAAAAGGUGGACAGAUUAUAUAGUGCAGGGAUUCAUGAAAGACCAAACAAUCAUACUUUUUUUCACAAACACACACACACACAGAAAAGUAUGUGGACAGCCCUUCAAAAGAGUGGAUUUGGCUAUUUCAGGAUCACCCUUUGCUGACAGUUGUAUAAAAUCAAGCACACAGCCAUGCAAUCUCCAUACACAAACAUUGGCAGUAGAGUGGCCUUACUGAAGAGCUCAGUUACUUUCAACGUGGCACCAUCAUAGGAUGCCACAUUUCCAACAAGCCUAUUCGUAAAAAUGUUACCGUGCUAGAGCUGCCCCAGUCAACUGUAAGUGCUGUUAUUGUGAAGUGGAAACAUCUAGGACUUAGCCAUGAAAUGGUAGGCCACACAAUCUCACAGAACGGGAUCGCUGAAGCGCGUAAAAAUCAUCUAUACUCAAUUGUAACACUCGCUACCGAGUUCCAAACUGCCUCUGGAAGCAACUUCAGCACAAAAACUGUUAGUUCGGAGCUUCGUGAAAUGGGUUUCCAUUGCAGAGCAGCCACACACAAGCCUAAGACCACCAUGUGCAAUGACAAGCGUCGGCUGGAAUGGUGUAAAGCUCACCGCCAUUGGACUCUGGAGCAGUGGAAAUGCGUUCUCUGGAGUGAUGAAUCCCGCUUCACCUUCUGGUAGUCCAACGAACGAAUCUGGAUUUGUCGGAUGCCAGGAGAACGCUACCUGCUCCAAUAGUGCCAACUGUAAAGUUUGUUGGAGGAGGAAGGAUGUCCUGGGGCUGUUUUUCAUGGUUUGGGCUAGGCCCCUUAGUUCCAGUGAAGGGAAAUCUUAACACUACAGCAUACAAUAACAUUCUAGACUAUUCUGUGCUUCCAACUUUGUGGCAACAGUUUGGGGAAGGUCCUUUCCUGUUUCAGCAUGACAAUGCCCCCGUGCACAAAGCGAGGUUCAUACAGAAAUGGUUUGUUGAGAUUGGUGUGAAAGAACUUGACUGGCCUGCACAGAGCCCUGACCUCAACCCUAUAAAACACCUUUGGGAUGAAUUGGAACGCCGACUGCGAGCCAUGCCCAAUCGCCGAACAUCAGUGCCAGGCCUCAUAAUGCUCUUGUGUCUGACUGAAAGCAAGUCGCCACAGCAAUGUUUCAACAUCUAGUGGAAAGCCUUCCCUGAAGAGUGGAGGCUGUUAUAGCAGCAAAGGGAAAACCACUCCAUAUGAAUGCCCAUGAUUAUGGAAUGAGAUUUUCAUUGAGCAGGGCCUGUCCAGGACCUUCUGCAUUCGUAACCAAGUGGGAGGUGUGAAUCAACCAGUUGUGAAGUCGUAAAUACCAGUUGGAUGCAUUCACAUGCUUUGAACUUGUUCAGAAACGCCUAUUGGCUAAUGGCCAACAAACUGUGUAAACCAUAAACUAAAAGUGCAGUUAUCAUCAUGCUUGUAAACAAAUUAUAGUGUUCAAAAACCAUAUUAACAGAUCAUUUAUAAAAAGCAAUGUUUUUGUUGCAUUUAACUGCAGAAAAUUCUGUUAUCCAGGUCAUUUCCGAGGUAAGUGACGUCAGGUCAGCAUGUGGGAACUCAGGAUGAUGGACGAGUUUCACACUAGUAAUUAUCAGUUAGAGGCCAUUCAAGUGGAUAUUUCUCCAGUAGUGUGUGGUAAAUUCCCACUUCCCACUUGGUUACAAAUGGAGCACUAGUUAUAGUCACAGCAUCUCAGUACUUAAACAGUAAGAGAGCUGAGUUUCCACCAUACUGCUUUCUCUAGUCAGUCUAUUUCAGAUCAGCGCUCAAUAUUAAGGAAAGGAGUUAAGAAAACCAUUUGAAUGAUUUGGGACAUGCCCAAGAUUUUGGAUGAACCCAGCUCCACACCAACUCAUUCAAGGGUUUUUCUUUAUUUUUUACAAUUUUCUACAUUGUAGAAUAAUAGUGAAGACAUCAAAACUAUGAAAUGACACAUAUGGAAUAAAAAAAAGUGUUAAAACAAA